GUACCUUCCGCUGGAAACUCUUCAAAUUCGUCGUCUUCUUCGAGGAGACCGAGCUCAGGCUUUUCAGGAUUCGCCAUUUUUAUUGUUGUCGUUGACGAUGGAGAGAUGGCGCUGCCGUCGAUGUAAUGGAGCGAUUCAGAGUCACCCAUACGUUUGCAUAUACAUGUACGUUUGCAUAUACGUUUGCACAGUACGCUUCAUUCAAUAGAGAUGUUGAGAUUUAUUCUUUUGCUCUUGAAACGGAAAACAUUGCGCAUGACCGGCUCGAUUCAUAGUCGAAAGCCUUUGCGGUCUUCCAGCAAAUUCGAUUAUUUACCAAUGAUUUUCUAUGAUUCCAUAAAAUACUGACUAAUUUUCUUUCUCCGCGCAGUGCCAGCAUGUGAGCGCAAUUCAUGUCAGAAGACAGCUGUUUGUGAUCAUAAUAUAUUGUGUUUAAAUGCAAUAAGCACAAAGGCCCCUAAAGAUAGUCGUAUUGAAAUGGCCUACAAAAUGAGUUCAACAUCCGUUUCGAAGACAACAGUUUGUGUCAUUACCGCGUUGACAAUUCACUUAAGGACCUACUUGAUUCUGAACUGAAAAUAUGGCCGCAAUCAUCAUCCUUCUCCUGUCACUGGCCAUGCAGGUCCGAGGCGCCGCCGUCAAACCAGGCAGCAUGGUGGACAUGUCUUAUCCAUUCGAUGAGAAGACCAUUUACUGGCCGACGGCGAAUGCAUACAAGAUGACCAUUAAUUUCAGAAACAAGACAGAUAAGGGAUAUUGGUAUGAAACCAACGACUUGUCAGCUGCAGAACAUGGGGGUACCCAUCUGGAUGCCCCCGCUCAUUUCUCCAAGGGCAAAUGGCGUGUGGGUGAUAUACCACCGGAACGGUUCAUUGCCGAGGGUGUAGUCAUUGAUAUUAAGGACAAGGCAAAGAAGAGUGCAGUGGCGCAGCUCACCAUCGACGACAUCAAUGCCUGGGAGAUGAGGAAUGGGAAUAUAUCGAGAGGCUCCAUCGUCUUUAUGAACUCUGGCUGGCAGUCCCGCUGGCCAAACAAGACGGAGUACCUUGGAACCGCAACAAAUGAUAUCACUAAACUCAGGUUUCCUGGCUUUCACCCAAAUGCAGCCAAGUGGCUUGUCACGAAUCGAGACAUCGUGGGCGUCGGCGUUGACACCGCGUCAGCCGAUUUUGGACCAUCACAGGACUUUACAGUACACAUCACGCUUACCGACCAUAGUCUGUAUAUUAUAGAAAACGUUGCCAACUUGGAUAUGAUUCCAGUGAAAGGUGCGACCAUCUAUGCCCUGCCCAUGAAGAUAGCAGGCGGAAGUGGGGCUCCUUGUCGCAUUUUCGCCACCUGGAAUUACACCAUCUCUGGCAAAGACUCGAUUUUCGAAGAGAAAAAAACUGAACUUUAAGCUAAUCUGUAUGAUAUGAAAUGAGUGGUCAACAAAUAAAAUCAAAGACCCUGUAUAUAGUUUCACUUUCUUCACUUUUGAAGCAGCAGUGGCCGUAUCAGCGGCACUUUUAGAAGAUUAUGGACGGCCCAAACUAUUAUGGUAA
Molecule: messenger RNA, 1544 nt
Organism: Lineus longissimus
Lineage: Eukaryota; Metazoa; Nemertea; Pilidiophora; Heteronemertea; Lineidae
Product: isatin hydrolase-like
Exons: 3
Coding region: 581-1399 (272 amino acids)
Molecular function (GO): arylformamidase activity
Source: RefSeq, a predicted model, not a curated record